Cavia porcellus (domestic guinea pig) is the source of this 4979-nucleotide messenger RNA. It is a transcript of the gene Brd3, whose product is annotated as bromodomain containing 3. Gene Ontology annotation, cellular component: chromatin; nucleus. The transcript has 12 exons. Bases 277 to 2454 code for a protein of 725 amino acids. Gene Ontology annotation, biological process: chromatin remodeling; regulation of DNA-templated transcription. NCBI's taxonomy places the organism in Eukaryota, Metazoa, Chordata, Mammalia, Rodentia, Caviidae. The record is from RefSeq and is a predicted model, not a curated record.
GCGGCGGCUCCCGGAGUUUUGGGCCCUUGAAAACGACUUGGCGCCCCUGCGAGUUACUGGAUCCCGGUGGCCGGGCCGGGCCGGGCCAGGCUGGGCCGGUUCGGGUCGGAGGAGCAGCCCUGUUCCCGAUCGAAGUCAGCCCGAAGAGCGCCUGAUCCCGCGAGGUGGUGCCUGAACGGGCCCAGAAAUGGGAGCCCGAGCCUCCUCGGAGAGCACAGCAGACUCUGGGGUCUCUGCGUGCUGUGGCAGUGACAGCCAGUGAGCAGCUGCUGGAGGAUGUCCACCACCACGGCAGCCGCCCCCGCGGGCCUCCCCGCGCCCCCAGGCCCUGUGAACCCACCCCCGCCCGAAGUGUCCAACCCCGGCAAGCCCGGCCGCAAGACCAACCAGCUGCAGUACAUGCAGAACGUGGUGGUAAAGACGCUGUGGAGGCACCAGUUCGCCUGGCCCUUCUACCAGCCCGUGGAUGCCAUCAAGCUGAACCUACCCGAUUAUCAUAAAAUAAUAAAAAACCCGAUGGAUAUGGGGACUAUUAAGAAGAGACUAGAAAAUACUUAUUACUGGAGUGCGAGUGAAUGUAUGCAGGACUUCAACACCAUGUUUACAAACUGUUAUAUUUAUAACAAGCCCACAGAUGACAUAGUGCUAAUGGCCCAAGCCUUAGAGAAAAUUUUUCUGCAGAAAGUGGCCCAGAUGCCCCAGGAGGAAGUAGAGUUGUUACCCCCUGCUCCGAAGGGCAAAGGCCGGAAACCGGCUGCGGGGACUCAGAGUGCAGGUACGCAGCAAGUGGCAGCUGUGUCCUCGGUGUCCCCAGCGGCCCCCUUCCAGAAUGUGCCCCCCACAGUCUCCCAGACACCCGUCAUUGCUGCCACCCCUGUACCAACCAUCACCGCCAAUAUCACAUCGGUCCCUGUCCCUCCGGCUGCUGCACCACCACCUCCCACGACUCCCAUCGUCCCUGUGGUCCCUCCCACGCCACCUGUUGUCAAGAAGAAGGGUGUGAAGCGGAAAGCAGACACCACGACGCCCACCACCUCCGCCAUCACUGCCAGCCGGAGCGAGUCACCCCCACCGCUGUUGGAUCCCAAGCAGGCCAAGGUGGUGGCCCGGCGGGAGAGCGGGGGCCGUCCCAUCAAGCCCCCCAAGAAGGACCUGGAGGAUGGUGAAGUGCCGCAGCAUGCGGGCAAGAAGGGCAAGCUCUCGGAGCACCUGCGGCACUGCGACAGCAUCCUCAGGGAGAUGCUGUCCAAGAAGCAUGCCGCCUAUGCCUGGCCCUUCUACAAGCCUGUGGAUGCUGAGGCGCUGGAGCUGCACGACUACCAUGAUAUCAUCAAGCACCCCAUGGACCUCAGCACUGUCAAAAGGAAGAUGGACAGCCGUGAGUACCCAGAUGCACAGGGCUUCGCUGCUGACAUCCGGUUAAUGUUCUCGAACUGUUAUAAGUACAAUCCUCCCGACCACGAAGUGGUGGCCAUGGCCAGGAAGCUCCAGGACGUGUUUGAGAUGAGGUUUGCCAAGAUGCCCGAUGAGCCCGUAGAGGCACCCACGCUGCCUGCACCUGCAGCCCCAGUGGUGAGCAAGGGCACCGAGAGCAGCCGCAGCAGUGAGGAGAGCUCGUCGGACUCAGGCAGCUCGGACUCAGAGGAGGAGCGGGCCACGAGGCUGGCCGAGCUGCAGGAGCAGCUGAAGGCCGUGCACGAGCAGCUGGCCGCCCUCUCUCAGGCCCCAGUGAACAAACCAAAGAAGAAGAAAGAGAAGAAGGAAAAAGAGAAGAAGAAGAAGGACAAGGAGAAGGACAAGGAGAAACACAAGGUCAAGUCUGAGGAGGACAAGAAGGCCAAGGCUGCCCCAGCCACCAAGCAGGCCCAGCAGAAGAAGGGCCCAGCCAAGAAAGCCAGCAGCACCACAGCGGCCGGCAGACAGCUGAAGAAGGGCAGCAAGCAGGCAUCGGCCUCCUAUGACUCGGAGGAGGAGGAGGAGGGCCUGCCCAUGAGCUAUGACGAGAAGCGGCAGCUCAGCCUGGACAUCAACCGGCUGCCGGGGGAGAAGCUGGGCCGUGUGGUGCACAUCAUCCAGUCCCGGGAGCCAUCGCUGCGGGACUCUAACCCCGACGAGAUCGAGAUCGACUUCGAGACCCUGAAGCCUACCACGCUGCGGGAGCUGGAACGCUACGUCAAGUCGUGUCUGCAGAAGAAGCAGCGCAAGCCCUUCUCAGCAAGUGGAAAGAAGCAGGCAGCCAAGUCAAAGGAGGAGCUAGCUCAGGAAAAGAAGAAGGAGCUGGAGAAGCGGCUGCAGGAUGUGAGCGGGCAGCUGAACAGCAAGAAGCCCCCCAAGAAAGAGAAGACCGGUUCGGCACCCUCCGGGGGGCCCUCGCGGCUCAGCAGCAGCAGCUCCUCAGAGUCUGGGAGCAGCAGUUCCAGCGGCUCCAGCUCUGACAGCAGCGACUCCGAGUGACCCGGGGUACAGGUGGAGCAGGACAGACGGACGUCACACGCUGAGGCCCCGUGUGUCCCCUCCUGUGGUCAAUAUACUCCUUUCGUUCCAUGGUGUGCAGGUUUCCUUUCCUUCAGUGUGCCGGUGGGGCCGAGGCUGAGCCCCGCGGGCCAUGGCUGGCGCUCCCUGCCUUGGAGCCAAGUCCAGCCCACACCAGAGGAGCCACAGGGGCGGUUCCAGGACCUGCAGCCGUGCUGCCCAGUGACCCAAUGGGGUCCCUGCCCACCGGUGUGAGCCCAGCCCGAGCUGGGCAAGGAGGGGCUGUGCUGGCCGGGCUGGGCAGGGUGCGCAGGUACCCUGGUGGGAGUGCAGCGCUGAGCCGCCGGCUGCGGGCUUCCAAACACUGAAAUUCUUACCUCAGCUUAAAAAAAGACAAAAAUCCACAAACGGAGACUUUUUGUAAGUUCAGCGAUUUUCUACAGAGGUUCACCCAGUGUGUCCACACCUCACUCGCGCUGCCCGGCUGCCACCGCCGCUGCUGCCGCACACCCUGGAACCAUCGUCCCCAGUUUCAUGUAUAUAUAAAUACUUUAUUUAUUAACAUCAUCGGUCAAGUUUUUAAAAAAAAAGAAAAAAGAAAAAAAAGCAAAGAAAACACAGAACCGUAAAAGAAGUGCAUUAACUGCAGCGGUGGCGGCCUGGGCCAGGGGACCCGUCUGCUCCCCGCCCGGGCGCCCACACUCGUGCUUCCUGGGCUCGGGGGCUCUGGUUUGGCUGUUGGGUUGUUUCAGAUUUUUACGUGUUUCUUUUGUUUUUAUUUUGGUAUAAACUUUGGAGACAUAUAUAGACACUUUCCAGCUCCAGCGCAUCCUGAUCUUUGAUGUCGUUGGUUCAGUUUUCUGGUGCCCACGCUGGGUCUUUUGAGGACCGUUUCAAAGAAAACCAACGUAGGGAACCCCCUUCCCCACAGCCCGAGAGAAGAGGAGCGUACAGGAAAUCCAAGUUUCAACCUUUUGUUUUUAACUUUGUAUUGUAAAAAAAUAAUAAUAAUAUACGAGAGUUUUACAGAAGUUCUGUUUGGGCUUGCUGUCUUCCAGGGCUGCCACACCGUGGGCUGUGGAGCACAGGCUCUGCCUGGCCGAGUUUGGAGCCCUGCGUCCUGGCCUGUGUGUAGUCCAGGUGUGGAGCUCUGGAGGUCACGAGGUGGCCCGGCCUUUUAGCCCCUCCAAGUUCCCAAGAUGCAGGGCUGGCAUCCACAGUGCUUGGUGGCCGUUGGCCUAGGCAGCUGUCUGUCUGCCGAGCUGUGGUCGCGUCUGCACUUACAGGUGGAGACAGGCCCAGCCCAGCAGCCUCCCAUCAGGGUGCAUGUUUCCACCCAGGCCGUGGGUUCGGAUUCUGCUGAGGACACAGGGUGGGGCUGGCCGAUGUUCCUAGUCACUGGCGGUUCUGACACUCAGUGAGUUUUCAGCCAUUUGUUAAAAGUUUUAAGUCAGUUUUGUUUAUAAUAAAAAUAUAAAUGGAUUUUAAAGUUCCAUUUUUUAAAGUUACCCUUGUUUUUCAAAGGUAUUUUCUAAACAGAUCUUUAAUAGAAUAUUUAAACUGUGACUUUAAGGAAUUAACACACAACAAAAUUGGCAGGUCUUUGUUGGGGAUCUUGAGUGGACACAUGUCCCAGAGGCGCCUGCUCAGCCUGAGCCAGGGUGCCUGGGGUAGUGUGGUGUCCACAGCCUGAGAGGCAGCUGGCCCUCUCUGCAGAGGAGGUCACCCAGCGCUGUGGUCCUGCUGAGCAGCUGUGGUUCAUUGGUGCUGUAACUCUAAGGCUUUCUGUCCAGACUUCAAAACUGUCUCUAGGUUGGUUUGGGGGGUCACGGACUCCCCCACACCCUGGACGUCAGUUGGUUCACAGUGACGGCUGUCCGUCGCCUCUCCUGGGCCGGAGUGCCACAGGAAGUCCGACCUUGCUAGUGGAGGCGCUCUGGGGAGGAACAGUGGCGGUGGCCAUCACCCCGGGAAGGACCUGGGACCCUCCGGGAGGGGGCGUUGAGAGCAGGCUGUGGGUGUUGGGGAGGCCCAGAGCCCUCCCGCAGGGCAGCGUCAGCUUGCUAACAACUGUAAGACACGUUUUCCUUUGUGUUUGUUUUGGUUGUGUUCUUUUGCAGCUGUCAUGCCUUUUAAGUCAUUGGGAAGGAAAAAUGCCCAUGUCAAGAGUUGUCACAUCGAGUUUUUUCUCUGUCCCCUGAUACUGGCAUAACACUUCCAGGAGGUUUUUCUUUUUUAUAUUUAAAAUGUUACUUUUCUGUAUGAUGUGCAUGCAAGUUUACCGUAAUUUUUCUUAACACUUUUUAGUGCCGUUUCUAGUAUAUUCCUGUAAAUGUCAGUUACUGAAAAUGAGUCCAAUGUAAGUAGUUUUAGCUCGUUUAUUGCAAUGCUGGCCUCAACACCACAGAAUAAAAAUGGUAGAAAGUAAUCUUUGAUGUUUCUGGUAAUCACGGACCCUUCUCCCGGGGCAUUUGUUUUGUUUUCAUAAUAAAAAGGAGAAAAAUUCA